CUCCACACUUCCCACAAACGGAUCCAAGAUCCGAGCUAACUUAAAGGCUUGAGAGACCAUGCCAGACCACAACCGGAAGCGGCCUACUGGUUUCUUCUCGCAGCAAGGGACCUCAGGGUCUUCAUCGUAUAAAGGACUUCCACCACCUCCACCCCCUCCGAUACCAGGAACAUUCCAUUCAGAGCAAUCUUACUUUUAUAACUACAACAACGUUCCUCAGCUAAACGGUUUGAACCAUCUGCCUUCUAAGAACCUAUCCGACUUACAUUCCCACUAUCAAGAUCAUAGGAGUCCAAACCCCGCGUUUCAUUCUCUAGAGCAUCAUUCUCAGUCAACUAUUCAUCGGAAACGUCCACGGGAUGAUACAGAGAAACCGCAAUGGAAAUGUAGCCCAUGCAAACUUAUUCUUGAGUCCGAGGGUGCUCUUCAGGCGCACAAAGAGAGCCACAUAUCUUGCACUGCUUGUAAUUUCGAAGGAGCUCCGAAGGUGGUGAAAGGCCAUUUUCAAGCUUGCCACGGUAAGUUCUCUGGCGCUGGUUUCAAGCAAGUAACCAUAGCUGUUCCUGGGUGCCCCAUUCAGAGAUUUAAAAUAUGCGUUGGCAAUCGCCCAGAAGAUGUACAGCGCUGGAUCGCAGAGAGGAAAAAACGAUUUCCACGCCGGCUACCAUGCCCUGCUGAAGAUGUAUUUGACUCCAGAGAAUUGGCACAGUCAACAUCAAUGAAAGGCGGCUUAGGUUCCCUAUUGGAAGGUUACGGAUCGUCAUCCUCAGAAGAAGGCGCAGUCGACGAAAGUCCUCCGGGCGCAGCAAAUGCCGUUCAAUCGGAGACUGUGGAAGGCGAAAUUGUUGAGAACGAGUCUGCGAAGCUCGAGUUGCGGCACGCAGGCAAUGAGCUGUGGGAUCUGAGAAAGCAGCGACCUUGCCAUCAUUUUCAGCGAAAUGGUCGAUGUAGAAAUGGAAGGCAGUGUCCAUAUAGCCACGAUGUUGCCGUUAGAGGUCGGUCUCUAAAAAAAUCAAAGGAAUCCAAGAAUUUACUGGAAAAGCUUCUUACCAACGAUGUCAAGAGAGAGGCGACACUUACCUUGCAAAUUCUGGAAUACCUAGUCGAUACAAGUUUUCUCUCGAAGCCUGACCGAAAAAACGUUAGUUAG
Phaeodactylum tricornutum CCAP 1055/1 is the source of this 1150-nucleotide messenger RNA. RefSeq lists its product with no specific name. The transcript has a single exon. Gene Ontology annotation, biological process: box C/D snoRNP assembly. Lineage: Eukaryota; Bacillariophyta; Bacillariophyceae; Surirellales; Neidiaceae. Gene Ontology annotation, molecular function: RNA binding; metal ion binding. Gene Ontology annotation, cellular component: nucleus. The record is from RefSeq and is a predicted model, not a curated record. Bases 59 to 1150 code for a protein of 363 amino acids.